AUGCCUCUCCUCAGCGUCUUCGUCCUGUCGUCCAAUACGGGUGGCGAGCGCCGCCUCCAUUCUGAUCUCACGGUCGCGCAGCUCAAGGACAAGCUCUUCACCGUGACGGGCAUCACACCGCAGUACCAGGUCCUCUGGCUCUACCGCUCGAUAGAUGCGGCCGAGACCGGCGGCACGCCUAUCGCCAGCCUCUCCGACGAGGUUGCGACACUCGCGAGCUACGGCGUGCAGGACAUGUAUUGCAUCAAGGUCGACAACACCGACCCAACAGCGCGUCCGGGCGAGUUCACCGACAUCUCGGCUGUCGACAAGUUUGAGCUCACGGACUCCGAGUACGCAGCCCGCCGCGACACCGUGCAGGCGCACCUCAAGGCGAACAAGCUGGGAAAGUACGCCGAUGCGCCUGUCCCCAUCGCGUUCUCACCUCCCACCGCCGUCCCGUCCGAUGUGGUGGUGGGCGCUCGUUGUGAGGUGCAGGGCGAGAUCGAGAGACGCGGGACGAUCCGCUUCGUCGGUGAGACGACAUUUGGGAAGGGCGGCGUGUGGGUUGGUGUCGAGCUUGAUGAGCCCAUGGGAAAGGGUGAUGGGAGUGUCGACGGGACGCGCUACUUCCAGUGCCUGCCAAAGUAUGCGUCGUUCGUGCGCGUCGACAAGGUCAAGGUCGGCGACUUUCCCGAGGAGGACCUGAUGGCCGAUGACGACGACGAGAUCUAA
Messenger RNA from Cutaneotrichosporon cavernicola, 714 nucleotides. RefSeq lists its product as uncharacterized. The transcript is spliced from 4 exons. Gene Ontology annotation, biological process: cytoplasmic microtubule organization. Lineage: Eukaryota; Fungi; Basidiomycota; Tremellomycetes; Trichosporonales; Trichosporonaceae. The record is from RefSeq and is a predicted model, not a curated record. Gene Ontology annotation, molecular function: microtubule plus-end binding. Gene Ontology annotation, cellular component: cytoplasm; microtubule plus-end; nucleus. The coding region runs from base 1 to 714 and encodes 237 amino acids.